Molecule: messenger RNA, 1170 nt
Organism: Ricinus communis (castor bean)
Lineage: Eukaryota; Viridiplantae; Streptophyta; Magnoliopsida; Malpighiales; Euphorbiaceae
Exons: 4
Coding region: 1-1170 (389 amino acids)
Source: RefSeq, a predicted model, not a curated record
AUGGCAAACCCACCAAGAGAAGUAGGAGCUGAAAGGCGAAUGGCUAUGAAAGAUUAUGCACUGCCUACAAUUGGUAACACUACCUCAUGCAUAGUUCUAGUUGAUAAUGUAGUUGGGGGUGCUAUGUUAGAAAGGACACUUGAUGAGGUUUAUAACAUUUUUGAGAUGUUAGAAGCCAAUUCUCAACAAAAGAGUGUGAGGACAAAGAGAGUAGAAGUAAAUAAUGCAAUUGGUAUACCUAAAAAUGAUGGAUUAGUGCAAAUCAAUAAGGAGAGCAUGCAAAAAGAAGAAAAAGUAGAGCCUAAUCUUAGGCUUGAAAAGAAAGAAAAUGAAGUAUUUUCUAGACCUGAAUUUCAUAAGGCAGCUCAGCCUUAUAGACUACCUAUUCCUUUUCUAAACCAACCAAAAGAGAGCGAAAAAGACAAAUUUUUUUUUGAAAAUAUUGAGAUGCUCUCUAAAGUUAAUACUAACUUACCUUUGUUGGAUGUUAUCAGGAAUAAGCCAGCUUAUACAAAAAAUUUUGAAGAGUUGAACACGAGCAAAAGGCGAUAUGCGAACAAUAAAAAAGUACAAGUAGCAAGUGUAAUGCUUCAACAUCAAUUGCCCCUUAAGAUGAAGGAUCCUGGUAGCUUCACCAUUAAUAUUAUAAUAGGUGACAAAAAGGAUACAAAAGUCAUGUUAGAUUUGGGAGCAAGCAUCAACUUGAUGCCGUAUUCGAUGUAUGAAGUACUUGACUUGAGAGAGUUGAAGCCUACCACUAUGUCUCUACAAUUUACAGACAAAUCAACAAAAUAUCCUAAAGUACUUGACAUGGAAAACACACCAGCAAGGGAUAAAAAGCAAACCAUACUCCUUGGUAGAUCUUUCAUGGCAACUACUAGAACUGUGACUGAUGUGCAUGAUGGAAAACUUACCAUGACAGUUUUAGGAGAAACUGUGGAAUUUAAAGUGUUUGAUUUUCUAACUUUAUCUCCUAAAUCUACUAUUGAUAAGUGUUCAUAUAAUUACUUAGAUUUUCUUGUUUAUGAACAAUUAUACAAUGAUAUUCUAUUUUUAAUUGACAAGAGUUUUCGUGACACUUUAGAUAUUCGCAUUAAAAGUAUAAAGCCAUACUUGAAAGGAAUGGCUUAUGACGAAGAGGUGGAGUGCGCGGAUGAAUGUCCACCAUGA